Messenger RNA from Prosopis cineraria, 1188 nucleotides. RefSeq lists its product as uncharacterized. Gene Ontology annotation, cellular component: mitochondrion; cytosol. Gene Ontology annotation, molecular function: peptidyl-tRNA hydrolase activity. The record is from RefSeq and is a predicted model, not a curated record. NCBI's taxonomy places the organism in Eukaryota, Viridiplantae, Streptophyta, Magnoliopsida, Fabales, Fabaceae. The transcript is spliced from 7 exons. Bases 307 to 852 code for a protein of 181 amino acids.
ACUAGACGCUUAUUUUUCUAACAAGAGAGAGGCGGGACUUGGGAGGAAUGGUUCCAUUUCUUAGUUUCGCGAAGGAAUUCAGUUCUGAUGGCCUUUUGACAUUCAGAUCGCUGUAACGAAGGAAGCGUUUUUUCUUUCCCUAUUUUUUUUUAAAAUUUUUUUAAUUAUUUUUUCUCCUUGGAGGUGCCUGAGAGCUUUCCAUGAUAAACCCUAACAUUAACCACGUUAAACUCUUCCAUCUUUGAUCCUCCGAUCCUUCUCUAGUUCUUAGGGGCGUGAGAAGAAGAAGAAGAAGGUGUUAUUCAAAUGGAUUUCACAUGGCUGAAUGCACUUCUAGUUGGGGCAGGUUGUCUUGCUUUUGGGUACUUCAUUGGCUCUGAGUAUCCUCUUCGCCUCCUUAUCUCAGCAGCGAUAGCUAAAAGGAGUUCUAUUGUGGAAGGGAAGAAGAAGAAGAAGAACCCCAAAGAACCGCUUGAGAUUGAACAUCUGGCUGACUUGCUUGAUGAUUUUAAAAUGGUACUGGUCGUGAGAAAUGAUCUUAAAAUGGGUAAAGGGAAAAUUGCUGCUCAGUGCAGUCAUGCAACGUUGGGUCUCUACAAAAAGCUUCUUCAUCGAGCUCCAAAAGCUUUGAAUAGGUGGGAGAUGUGUGCCCAGCCCAAGGUGGUUGUCAAAAUUGAAAGCGAGGAAGAUAUGCUGGUUUUGCAAGAAAGGGCAAAAUCAUUGAACGUGCCUACACAUAUCACAAUUGAUGCAGGGAGAACACAGAUUGCACCAAAUUCCAGAACAGUGAUGGCAAUUAUGGGACCCGUGGAAGUGGUUGAUGAUGUGACUGGUGGACUGAAACUUCUCUAGUCCUCAUUUCCUUUAAGAUGGUCUCUUGUCUAUGAAAACCAAAGUGUUCUUGGAGGAGAACAGAAUUGAUGCUUGUGGCUAUAUAGCCUCAGUCUCUCAACAAGCAUUGCUGGUUUUCUCAUAAAGAUUUGCUGUGUUCUGCUAAAGAUUCAUGUUUAAUCUUUAAUUAACGGCCACCACGAUAAAGACGAUGACGAAAAUUAGGUCGUCACUGAGGAAGGUACGGUAGUUUGGGGGUUAUUGCUUUCUGGAUUCUUGUCUAUUUAAUGUACAAGAUGGUUAAUGAAAUUGUACUGUGUGCUCAAUGUAUGAACGAAUCUAAGUUCAUUUUUUUAA